CCAAUUUUGUUAUGGGCUUGGCAAGAUAGAUAGGGUCCACAGAACAAAGGACCUAACCCAAAAAAAGAGAAUAAUGACGAUAUUUUCUCUUUAGGCCCCCAUAAUUCUUUUUCACCCUUUGGAUUUUACUUUUUUGCCCUUCAAUAAAAACUUCGGUUUUUACGAACCGAAUUUUUUUUGCCUUGAAAAAAAAUUCGGUUUCUGUUAACCGAAAUUUUCCUGAAUUUGAACUAGAAAAAACUUCGAUUUCUGCGAACCGGAAUUUUUAUCAAGAACAAAAUUGAAAUAUUGGAGGUAUAAAAGAUACAUGGCGCCGGAGAGAAAAUAUCUAGAAUGACCUAAAGAGGGUCCCCACCAAGUGGCACCAACCCCUACACACCAGAAAGUCCCAAACAAUUGUGGAGAACGAAAGUGUCCAAAUUGAAAUUCUAGAAAAAAUAAGAGAAGAAAAUUCCAACGCAAAACUCAAAUCUGUAAAAAGCGGUCAUUGGAAUAACUCCAAAACACAACAACACAAAGAAUUUGUCGAUAUUUUCUGUUGUAAGCUCUGUGUGAACAAAACGCAAACAGUUGAUAGGCAAAGAAACUUCCGCAAAAUUAUGAACCUUCGCACUUCUCUUCUUCCCGCCGCUUCCUCUCUUACUCUCUUUCAUGCUUAAGCUUUCUUCUACCAGACAUGCCGACUUUUACUGCAAUAGCAUUGGAUAGGUUAUUAGAAUCUGGAGCUUCCAAGCCAAGUGAUAAACCUGUUCCAGCUUCAAUGCCAAUACCGAAAUCUCAUACACUUGAGAGGACUACUAGUGCUCCAGCUUUGAAAAAGAAAGUUCCCCGUCCUCCGUUAAAGCCAUCACUUUAUACCACACCUGAGGUGAAACAACUUCCAGUUGUAGAUUCGCCUUCUUCAUUCCCACCAUCACCAUACAUUAUUAACCACAAACGUCGUGGCCCACGCCUUCAAAAGAGUGCAUCUGAGGCCAGUGUGCUAUCCAAGCAGAAUGCUUCCGGAGAUGAAAAGGUUAAUGAUAAGAGCUUUGAUACUUGUUCUGCAAGUUCAGCUGGUGAUCUCCAAUUCAGUUUUACAAACCCUGAACCGGUUGAAGAGGAGCAUGUGAAUGGUGUCUGUGGUGGGGAAUUUGAUAGAUGCAAAGGAAGCGAGCUGGUGAAUGGACACAAAGAACCCGAGAAUAGCAGCAAUACAAAUGGUUCGCUCGGGGAAAAUGGGCCUGCAUUGAAUACGGAAAGAGAUACAGAGAUUGAAGACUUCUUUGACCCUCAAGAUUCAAUGAGUUGCACAAGCAACACAGACGUGGAAGAGAAUCCUGGGACAGAUCUAUCUUUGAAAUUCAGCAGUCCUGGUGGGGAGUUUUAUGAUGCUCGGGAAGAGCUAUCAUCGGAUACUGCUUCUCAAAGUUCUGCACAUGAUGUUGAAUCUGAAUUGCGUGAAAUGAGAUUGAGUCUAUUGAUGGAAAUAGAGAAGCGGAAGCAAGCUGAGGAAUCCCUAAACAACAUGAGAAGUCAAUGGGAGAGUAUUAGGCAGGGGUUGUGUUUAGCGGGAAUUGUUUUGCCUGCAGAUCUUAAUGCUGUAGCCGAGGGUGAGCAGCUGAAUUCUGAUCCUGUGGAAGACCUAUGUCAACAACUUUAUGUUGCUAGGUUCAUAUCAAAUACUAUUGGGAGAGGAACUGUCAGAGCUGAGGUGGAGAUGGAGAUGGAAGCUCAACUAGAGUCGAAGAACUUUGAGAUUGGUCGGCUGUUGGAACGUCUUCACUGUUAUGAGACAAUGAAUCAUGAGAUGUCUCAGCGAAACCAGGAAGCAGUCGAGAUGGCACGACGCGAGAGGCAAAGAAAGCGCAGAAGGCAGAAAUGGAUUUGGGGUUCCAUUACGACUGUGAUUGCACUUGGUACUACAGCAGUAGCAUUGUCUUAUCUUCCAGUAGGCAGAGGAUUGUCCUCUGCAGAAGACCAUCUGGUUCCCGAACAUGAAGAUACAGCUAAGUAAUUCUCCCCAUAGUUUCUAACAGUGAAUCCUUGUUACUAAUAUACUUUAGGAGAAAAAAAUAAGUUAUACAUGCCACGAUGUGGUUAACUCAUCGCUUUGAUCAGUUACAAUUUUCUGGCAUCUGGAGUAUGUCCAUAAUCUAGUCUAGAUAUAUAAAAGAAUGUAUCUUUCACUGGAAACCAUUGUAGGUUAUUGUAGUGUUUUGAACCAUAUGAUAGAGCGAUAUUUCAUAGUAUCCUACGCGUUCGAGCCAGCUGUGUCACUUUGGCUGUAUGAUACAUCUGGCACAGUGUAUUAUAGCAUAUUGUUUAUGCCAUUUUUGAGCAUUUUUGUUUGAUCUA
Molecule: messenger RNA, 2337 nt
Organism: Trifolium pratense (red clover)
Lineage: Eukaryota; Viridiplantae; Streptophyta; Magnoliopsida; Fabales; Fabaceae
Exons: 4
Coding region: 677-1996 (439 amino acids)
Source: RefSeq, a predicted model, not a curated record